Drosophila navojoa is the source of this 1329-nucleotide messenger RNA. It is a transcript of the gene Rpn9, whose product is annotated as regulatory particle non-ATPase 9. The record is from RefSeq and is a predicted model, not a curated record. Gene Ontology annotation, molecular function: structural molecule activity. Gene Ontology annotation, biological process: ubiquitin-dependent protein catabolic process. Gene Ontology annotation, cellular component: cytosol; nucleus; proteasome regulatory particle, lid subcomplex. Lineage: Eukaryota; Metazoa; Arthropoda; Insecta; Diptera; Drosophilidae.
CUAAUUGUGAUUUGCAGUUUCACUUUGCCUACUUCAUACGCGCAUAUUUGUUAUACAAAAUUUAAUUAAAUAUUCAGAAUUUAGCUUAGCUUGGGAUAUAGCAAGAAUGUCGAAUACGCAAGCGACAGUUACUGCAUAUUUAGCAGCACAAAAGAAGACAACAAACAAGGAUCUCGCUGCCGAAUGGACUCUAAUUGAGGAGCUGUACAAUGAAAAGUUGUGGAACGAGCUAACGAUUAAGCUUGUUACAUUUGUGCGCCAUGAAUCGUUGCAGGACGAGAGUGCUCUUCUGCAGCUGUAUCAAAAUUUCAUCUCCACCUUCGAGACAAAAAUAAAUCCCUAUGGUCUGAUUCAAAUACUUGAAGUUGUUGUGGAUAAUAUCAAUGAUAAAAAGGAGGCAAUUCAAUUUUUGGAAAAAAUGAAGGACAAGGUUAAAAUAUGUGAUGAAGCUGUUUGGUAUCUGCAAGUCAUGCAGGGCAACUUAUAUCUCAGCAAUCUGAAUGAUCUGAAUGCCACCAAGAAAAUCAUAGAAGAAUUGCGCGAUGUCCUUGAGGAAGCAGGCAACGUUACUCCCGUGCAUGGCAAAUACUACAUGCUUGCAUCACAAUAUUACCGUCGUGUGGGCAAGCACAGCGAAUAUUAUCGUUGUGGUCUGCAGUUCUUGGGCUGCUCGCUGGACGACUACCCACGCGAUCAAUGGGCGCAACAAGCUUUCUUUUUGGGACUGGCCGCACUAUUGGGCGAUGGCGUCUAUAACAUUGGCGAGCUGUUGGCGCAUCCCAUUUUAGAAUCACUUAAGAAUACUGAAAACGAGUGGUUGGUUGAGCUGCUAAAGGCAUUUAACACGGGAGAUAUUAACAAAUUCAACGAUAUGAAAAAGAUUUGGUCAAAAAUCCCUGAUCUAGCCGCCCAGGAAGUCAAACUACGCCAAAAGAUUUCGUUGCUCUGCCUCAUGGAAAUGACCUUUAAACGUUCGGCCAUCGAGCGUGCAAUUUCCUUCGCAGACAUCGCUAAAGAAACAAAAUUGCCUCUCAAAGAGGUUGAGUUUUUGAUCAUGAAGGCGCUGGCUCUAGAUCUGGUGCGUGGCGAGAUCGAUCAGGUAGCUGGCGUGGUUAACAUGUCAUGGGUGCAGCCACGUGUUUUGGAUCGCUCACAAAUUGUAGGCAUGGCCAGUACACUGGACACAUGGAUGGGUGCGAUCACAAAUAUGGAAAAACUUAUGGAGAAUCGUGCUGCAGAAAUUCUCACAAAUUGAUAAGUUUCCUUUAAUUCCCAUUUACCUGUAUACUUUUUGUAUUAAACCAACAUGCAUAAUGCAAAACUUAACAA